AUGCAGAGCUGGACGGUGAUCUAUGGGGCUCUUCUGGUCCUGGUUGGUGCUGAUGAGUGUCCGGAUGCAGGACGAUGUAAGGAGGGACAAACCUGCUGCAGCAGCCCAACUAACGGCUACGAGUGCUGUCCGUUUGACCAGGCUGAAUGCUGUGAGGACCAUGUCCACUGCUGUCCAGCAUGGACACUCUGCGAUGCAGCUGCGUCCAGCUGCGUGAACGCCACCGUGUCCAUCCCGUGGGGGGACAGGACCUCUGCUGAUCAGCUUCCAGUCUCUAAAUCCUUCAGAAUGAUCAAGUCCUACGUGGGCGAGGACGACGAUAACGUCUGUCCUGAUCAGUCCCAGUGCCCCGCUGAGUUUUCCUGCCUGAAGGCUUUGACGAGGUUUGGCUGCUGUCCCUUAGCAAAGGGAGUCUCCUGCUCUGAUGGCAAACACUGCUGCCCUGAGGGACACCAGUGCAGCAUUGACAGCCGCUCCUGCAUCAUAAAAGAACACGUGACUACAGUUUUGUGUAAUGACGGCGUGUCGGAGUGUCCAAACGGUGCAACCUGCUGUGAAACUGCAGAAGGCCGGUGGGGAUGCUGUCCCAUCCCAAAGGCCGUCUGCUGCCAUGAUAAGUUCCACUGCUGCUCUGAGGGGACAACGUGUGACGUCCAAAACAUGAAGUGUCUUUCUGCAUUUGGAGGAGAGUCCCCCAUGUGGGACAAAUUCCCUGCCAGGCUGAGAGCAGACUGGGAGAUCCAGAAAGAAGGUGAAAAUGUUAUUUCUAAAGAAGCUGAUGAUGCUCAAAUAAGAACAUCCACUGAAGUCACCACGGCUGUUUUAGUUACUGCUUUUGAGGAGGAAGUGUCUCCUAAAGCAGCUACAGCCCAGUAUGUGAAUGUUUCAGACUCAUCCUCCAUGACCCAGAACAUCCCUGCAUUUACCACUGCAACACCCCCCACAGAGGAAACUACGACCCAAAUCCAGGUGACGGUGUCAGUGGAGACGUCUGAGGAAGAGGUUUCAACACAACAGGAAGCUGAAGAGGACGAAGUGGAGGACAGGCUUCAGUGUGACGAUCACACCAGCUGCCCUCGGGACACAACCUGCUGCUUCAUAGCUUCUUGUAAAAAAUGGGGCUGUUGUCCGCUGCCGCAGGCGGUGUGCUGUGCUGAUGAGUUCCACUGCUGCCCUGUCAGCUACAGGUGUGAUGAGAGCAGGACCUCGUGUGUUAAAGAGGACGUGGUGAUCCCGUGGUACACUAAGAUCCCAGCCACCACCAGCGUUCCAGCUGAUCCCAGCUCAGUGCAGUGUGACGCUCUGAAUAAGUGUCCUGAACACACUUCAUGCUGCAAACUGUUCACGGGCGAGUGGGGCUGCUGCCCGCUGCCAAAUGCUGUGUGCUGUGCAGAUAUGGAGCACUGCUGCCCUCAGGGUUACACCUGCGACCUCGUGUCCAAGUCCUGUCAGAAGGUCAUCAUGCUGCAGCUGGAGACCAUCCCCCUGACUCCGAUCUACUUGCCCGAAUACCACCUCCAGCUCGCUCCGUUAAAGCACAGAGUCAUCCAGUGUGACGAGCAGUACAACUGCAAAGACAAGGAGACCUGCUGCAGGACGUCCGCCACUUCCUGGGGCUGCUGUCCGUCUCCUAAUGCGGUUUGCUGCAGCGACAUGAAGCACUGCUGUCCCUCCGAGUACAGGUGCACCGAUGAAGGCACCUGCGUCCAGAACACUGGGCCCAGUUGGCACAACUGGAGCUUCUUCCUCAACAACAAGAAGAAGAGAGCUCUAAAUCUGUGA
This is a messenger RNA of Nematolebias whitei (Rio pearlfish), 1782 nucleotides long. It is a transcript of the gene grna, whose product is annotated as granulin a. The record is from RefSeq and is a predicted model, not a curated record. The transcript is spliced from 12 exons. Gene Ontology annotation, cellular component: extracellular region. The coding region runs from base 1 to 1782 and encodes 593 amino acids. NCBI's taxonomy places the organism in Eukaryota, Metazoa, Chordata, Actinopteri, Cyprinodontiformes, Rivulidae.